Odobenus rosmarus divergens (Pacific walrus) is the source of this 1110-nucleotide messenger RNA. It is a transcript of the gene NUDT19, whose product is annotated as nudix (nucleoside diphosphate linked moiety X)-type motif 19. The transcript is spliced from 3 exons. Bases 1 to 1110 code for a protein of 369 amino acids. NCBI's taxonomy places the organism in Eukaryota, Metazoa, Chordata, Mammalia, Carnivora, Odobenidae. Gene Ontology annotation, molecular function: hydrolase activity, acting on acid anhydrides, in phosphorus-containing anhydrides. The record is from RefSeq and is a predicted model, not a curated record. Gene Ontology annotation, cellular component: mitochondrion.
AUGAACGCCUUCCGGCAGCCGCGCGCCAGCAGCUGGCGGCGGGCAGCCACCAUCCUACUGGCGGCCGGCUGGGUGCACCCAAGCCCCGCCGCCCCGUCUCUGCCCCCCGAGGGCUUCCGGCUGCUGCUGCUGCAGCGCUCCGGGAACCUAGGCUUCUUGCCCGGGGCGCACGUCUUCCCGGGCGGCGUGCAGAACACGGCAGACUGUUCGGCAGACUGGCUGCGCCUCUUCGCGCCGCACCACGGGCCGCCGCUCUUCGGCCUGGGCCCCGCACGGUCGCGGCCGGCCUCCUUCCCGGGGCUGCCCGACGUCGCCGCCGCCGACGACGCCGCCGCGCUGCCGGAUGACGUAGCCGCCCGCAUCUGCGCCAUCCGCGAGACCUUCGAGGAGGUGGGCGUGCUGCUGCUGCGGCCCCGGGGCGCCCUCCCCGCCGCGCGCGAGCUGGGCCGGGCCCUCGCGCCGCCACCGGGCCUGGACGCCUGGCGCGACCGCGUCCGCCGCGACCCGCGCCACUUCCUGAGCCUGUGUGCGCACCUCGACUGCACGCCCGACAUCUGGGCGCUGCAUGACUGGGGCGGCUGGCUCACGCCGUUUUCGCACCGCGGCAAGCGCCGCUUCAACACAGCCUUCUUCUUGUGCUGCCUGAGCGAGCCGCCGCAGGUCUACCCAGACUUGACCGAGGUGGUGAGCUUCCAGUGGUCAUCUCCAUCAGAGGCAACUGAGAGUUUCAUAUCAAAGGAAAUUUGGUUUGCACCUCCACAAUUUUAUGAAAUAAGAAGACUGGGAAACUUUGCCUCUCUCUCUGACUUGCACAAAUUUUGUUUGGACGGUGCAUCAGAAGGAAUGGAAAGAUGGCUGCCGAUCACAUUUUUAACUGCUGAUGCAACGCUCCAGCUUUUACCAGGAGAUGAGCUGUACUUAGAAGAUUCAGAAUUUUUAGAAAAUGUUAUGUCCUCUGAAAAAAAGACUGAAGAAAUCAUGAAGGAAGGCAAGAUAUUUCACCGACUAGUGUUACACAGCCACCAUGUAUAUAAUCUCCACGUGACUAUCCAUUCGAAGUAUAAACAGGUUUAUCCUAAGACCUAUGUAAUAAGUAAGAGCCGUUUGUAG